AUGAGUCUCCAGUACAUCAAAGCCGCCAAUCUCUCUCUUGAACGCAAGUCCAAUACCACGGCAGUCGCUUUUAGUCCCCGCGGCACAUUUCUCGCAUCAGUCGAUCUCAACGGCGAAAUAUGCGUAUGGUGCAUGGAAGACUACUCGCUAGUCCACAGAAUCUCUCAGAAUGGUAACAUACCCAUUCUCUCUGUGGCCUGGAUGCCUCCGGACGAAGAUAGCUUUGUGUGUGGCCUCGGCGAUGGUACCAUCGUCUAUUGCUCCAUAACAAAUACAGAACUUGUAGUAUCUGGAGUUUUGGCCCACUCUUUUCCGGUCGACUGCCUAGCGGUCGCUUCUUCGACUCGCUUUGCAUCUGGAGCGAGGUGUGAUAUUCAUGUCUGGAAGCGGAUGGCACAAGGUAUCGGAUCAAGCCCUUGGAUAGAAGAAGCGAGGAUCCCUGCACCUUCUGUGGCGCGUUCGAGCCAGGAGGACCUUGUGGUGACAAGUUUACAUUGGCUGGCACCCGAUCAGUCACAGCUCCUAGUGACAUUUAUGAACCACGGCAUUCACUUCAUAGAUGCCGUCACCUGGGCUUACAUUCGCAGCAUCAACGUCGCCGGACAAAUUGCGCAUGCAUCGCUAGCCUCCAACCGAAGGCUGCUCGCUGUUUCGAAUAUGAUUAAUGGGUUCGAUGUCUAUCCGUUAGAUUCUAAGGGUCCCGUGCGCUCGUUUUCGCAUCCAGUGGCUCCGAAUGCCCUUCGAGCCGUGCAUGUUCGCUUCAUCCACGGCAACAAUGCACUACUUGGUGGCAACGCCAUGGGAAACGUUCACUUGUGGGACGUUGACACCUCGGAGAAGCUUGCUCGUCUCACACUCGGCGGUAUGUGCUUGAUACUACAACAUUGCUCGACUCUGACACGCUCGUUAUCAGAUCACGACAUGGUUAUCGCAGUCGACGUACGUGUGUCUACUCUGCCUGCCUUUGUAGCACGACGCUUAGCAAUCCUCAGGCGUUCUACAACCGCUCUCGAGACACGUUCUACAUCGCGACAGGCAUUGCUGAUGGUCCGUCGUCGACAGAAGUAG
Molecule: messenger RNA, 1068 nt
Organism: Epithele typhae
Lineage: Eukaryota; Fungi; Basidiomycota; Agaricomycetes; Polyporales; Epitheliaceae
Product: WD40-repeat-containing domain protein
Exons: 5
Coding region: 1-1068 (355 amino acids)
Molecular function (GO): protein binding
Source: RefSeq, a predicted model, not a curated record